This is a messenger RNA of Nymphaea colorata (pocket water lily), 1542 nucleotides long. RefSeq lists its product as uncharacterized. The coding region runs from base 54 to 1172 and encodes 372 amino acids. The record is from RefSeq and is a predicted model, not a curated record. Lineage: Eukaryota; Viridiplantae; Streptophyta; Magnoliopsida; Nymphaeales; Nymphaeaceae. The transcript is spliced from 11 exons. Gene Ontology annotation, molecular function: catalytic activity. Gene Ontology annotation, cellular component: chloroplast.
ACUAUAAGAAGACUGGGAGGGAGAGGGGGAGAGCGAGAGAUUCCUUAAUCCCAAUGGCGUUUACAUUCUCUCCCACUACGUCGAUCCGAUGGAUGUCAGGAGAUAGGAGUAGGUUUCCGGCGAGUUGUCCGGCGAUUUGUCCGGCUCGUGGAAGGAAGAGAGGCGUAGUUGCAGCAGCGGACGAGAAGAAGGAUGGGACAACAUCCUUCAGCCCCUUCAAUUUCGUCACGGACAAUCCUUCUAGUCGGGGAGCGAUCCAGCUACCGGAAUCUCCGGCCGAGGACGGGAACGUCGGCCAGAUGCUUUACAGAAUAGAGGACAAGGGGAAAGAGUAUGGAUCGUACGUCAAAGCAGGGAAAUUCAGAUGGUUCGUAAGGGAGACAGGAUCAUCUGAAAGGUCACGUGGCACCAUUGUCUUUGUCCAUGGAGCUCCUACUCAAUCCUAUAGUUAUCGUGUGGUUAUGGCUCAGAUGGCAGAUGCUGGUUUUCACUGCUUUGCACCUGAUUGGAUUGGAUUUGGUUUCAGUGAUAAACCCCAGCCUGGAUAUGGGUUUUCAUACACAGAAGAUGCUUAUCAUGAAGAGUUUGACAAGAUACUCGAAGCACUCGACGUGACAUCCCCAUUUACCCUUGUAGUUCAGGGUUUUCUUGUCGGUUCAUUUGGAUUGACAUGGGCUAUAAAAAAUUCAAGUAGGAUAUCAGACCUUGUAAUUCUAAAUAGCCCAGUAACCAGCUCUUCACCCAUUCCAUCCUUGUUUCAGCAGUUGAGGUUUCCAUUGCUUGGUGAAUUUACUUGCCAAAAUGCUGUUAUGGCUGAAAGAUUUAUUGAAGCUGGCAGUGCCUACAUGCUAAAGUUGGAAAAGGCUGAUGUGUAUCGCUUACCAUAUUUGUCAAGCGGUGGCCCCGGAUUUGCUUUGCUGGAGGCUGCAAGAAAAGCUAAUUUUAAGGAUGUGGCAAGUCGAAUAGCCGACGGGUUUUCAUCUGGAAGAUGGGACAAGCGAAUUCUGGUGGCAUGGGGGAUAUCCGAUAAAUAUUUGUCUCGAUCAGAAGCUGAAGAAUUUCAGAGAAACAAUCCUUCUAUUGUAAAACUCAACAUAAUAGAAGGGGCUGGUCAUAUGCCCCAGGAGGACUGGCCCGAGAAAGUGGUUGAUGCUUUAAAAGCAUUCCUGUAACCUCACAUGGAAGUAGUAGGUGAUUGAUAUCCUCCGAUUUGCUCCGUUAGUACCAUCAGAUUUGGAUGAUGGUGAUUGUCGGCACGGAUAAAAUGAGGCUGUCGGGAGAAACUGCAUUCAGGUUACUUUUCUUAACGCCGAACUCAGUUACCGGAAAGGCAUCGAACUAGCGAUACUACAAAAACUGUGUUAUUUCGGAGCUCCAUUGUGGCUUUCAAUCACUGGUAAGUUACAGAUCCAAAGAGAAAAAUUUGCUGAAUAACUGAGGCCGAAAACUACUCCGAUAUUUCCUUUUUCUUUUUUCUUUCCUCAUGAUUCGCAGAUAGCAAAUUUAGUACCGAAAAAUUAUGCUUCAUCCGUUGCUGCUGUA